Antechinus flavipes (yellow-footed antechinus) is the source of this 2607-nucleotide messenger RNA. RefSeq names its product TBC1 domain family member 30 (gene TBC1D30). The coding region runs from base 7 to 2325 and encodes 772 amino acids. Gene Ontology annotation, cellular component: endoplasmic reticulum. The record is from RefSeq and is a predicted model, not a curated record. NCBI's taxonomy places the organism in Eukaryota, Metazoa, Chordata, Mammalia, Dasyuromorphia, Dasyuridae. The transcript is spliced from 13 exons.
UUCCCGAUGAGGCAGGACAAGCUGACCGGCUCUCUGAGACGAGGUGGGAGAUGCCUCAAACGGCAGAGCGGGGGAGGCGUAGGCAACAUUCUCAGCAAUGUGCUCAAGAAACGGAGCUGUAUAUCCCGGACCGCACCUCGGCUGCUCUGCACCCUGGAGCCGGGGGUUGACACAAAAUUGAAGUUCACUCUUGAGCCAUCUUUAGGUCAAAAUGGUUUUCAGCAGUGGUAUGAUGCUCUAAAGGCUGUAGCCAGACUUUCAACUGGAAUACCAAAGGAAUGGAGGAGAAAGGUUUGGUUGACUUUAGCAGACCACUAUUUGCACAGUAUAGCCAUCGAUUGGGAUAAAACCAUGCGCUUUACUUUCAAUGAAAGAAGUAACCCAGAUGAUGAUUCCAUGGGAAUUCAGAUAGUAAAGGAUCUUCACCGAACAGGCUGCAGCUCAUACUGUGGCCAAGAGGCAGAGCAAGAUAGAGUUGUGUUAAAGAGAGUUCUGCUGGCCUAUGCCCGAUGGAACAAGUCUGUUGGAUAUUGCCAAGGUUUUAACAUCCUGGCUGCUCUCAUCCUAGAAGUAAUGGAAGGCAAUGAAGGGGAUGCAUUGAAAAUCAUGAUUUACCUCAUUGAUAAGGUGCUUCCAGAAAGCUACUUUGUUAAUAAUCUCCGGGCAUUGUCUGUGGAUAUGGCAGUCUUUAGAGAUCUCUUGAGAAUGAAACUUCCUGAAUUAUCUCAGCACCUUGAUACUCUACAGAGAGCUUCAAACAGGGAAGGAGGAGGUGGAUAUGAGCCCCCACUUACAAAUGUCUUCACUAUGCAAUGGUUCUUGACUCUCUUUGCCACAUGCCUGCCUAAUCAUACAGUUUUAAAGAUAUGGGAUUCUGUGUUCUUUGAAGGUUCUGAAAUCAUACUGAGAGUAUCCCUGGCAAUUUGGGCAAAAUUAGGAGAACAGAUAGAAUGCUGUGAAACAGCUGAUGAAUUCUACAGUACAAUGGGAAGACUGACUCAGGAGAUGCUGGAGGACAAUCUAAUUGAAAGCAAUGAACUCAUGCAGACUGUUUAUUCCAUGGCCCAGUUUCCUUUUCCUCAAUUGGCAGAGCUAAGGGAGAAAUACACCUACAAUAUUACUCCGUUCCCAGUCAAACCCACUUCAGUUUCUGGACGGCUUGGCAGGAACAGAGACAGCGAUGAAGAAAAUGAUUUAGAUGAGGAGGAUGCUAUUGUCAAUGCAGUUGGAUGUCUUGGACCUUUCAGUGGAUUUCUGGCCCCAGAACUACAAAAGUAUCAGAAGCAAGUUAAAGAUACAAAUGAAGAACAGAGUCUGGGCUCUAAUAACAUUGCCGAGCUAAGCCCAGGAGCAAUCGAUUCCUGUCGAAGUGAGUACCAUGCCGCCUUUAACAGCAUGAUGAUGGAGCGCAUGACGACAGACAUCAAUGCCCUGAAGCGACAAUAUUCCCGAAUUAAAAAGAAGCAGCAGCAGCAGGUUCACCAGGUGUAUAUCAGGGCAGGCUCUAAAGAAGGAAAAGAUCUUGGAGUCUUGAUAAAUUCCAAGGACCACUCAACUAAUGAUAAAGGGUUAGUGACCAGUCUCCUCCCGUCUCAGGUAAAUCAUUCUCCAGUAAUAAACCACCUUCUUUUGGGAAAGAAACUGAAAACAAGUAACAGAGCGACCAAAAAUGCGGUCAUCCAUAUUCCUGGUCACACAGGAGGCAAACUGUCUCCUGUUCCUCAUGAAGACCUUAAGACCAAGCUCAACUCUCCUUGGCGUACUCACAUUCGUGUUCACAGAAAGAACAUAACCAGGACCAAGAGCCAGCUGGGUUGUGGGGACACCAUUGGACUGAUUGAAGAGCAGAAUGAAGGCUGCAAGACUACCAAUCUGGGGGCAGCAGAGGAAAUACCCUCCACUGCUGCAGGGAAGGCUGGAGGAAAUGGGGGCAGCUCUGAAGACAGCACGAAUAGGACAAUUGAUGGGCAGUCUCCUGAGCCUGUAUUUAGAGAUGCCAAUGCAAAUGUGGCAGAGGUCCAGCUGAAGCUAGAAACCUUGGAGCUUAAUGAAAAGAGCACUGCUGAAAUGGAACCCAGGGCUAGCCAGACCUGCCACCAGUAUGGACCCGAGCCUCGGAUCCCUGUCAAGCCUCCCCAAGCCAGCUGUACAAAAGCACAUGUCUUUAGCCCCUUCCCUAGCGUCAAGCCACUUCGGAAAUCAACCGCAGCCAGAAAUUUGGGGUUAUAUGGCCCAACAGAAAGAACCCCAACUGUCCAUUUCCCCCAGAUGAGCAGAAGCUUCAACAAAUCUUCUAGUGGUAACAGUGGCACUAAAAAGCGAUGACAUCCUGUUAGGACUCUAUAGUCUGAAUCAGUCUCUUUUUUUUUUAAAAAAAUAGUGUUGUGGGUGUUCACCCUCACAACCUCCAAAAGAAUUUUUAUUUUCCAGAUUUAAAAAAAAAGCAAAAGGAUGGGCAGAGUGCAAAAACCAGCAUUACGAGAAUUGUGGUUCUCACAACAGGAACUAGAUAGGAGAGUUGUAGAGGGACAGAGAGUAACCACGUCCACUCGGGAAACAAAUGGAGUAAAGAAGAUGUUGUGAAACAGUAAACUUGUGUGGUUUUGG